Molecule: messenger RNA, 8866 nt
Organism: Eupeodes corollae
Lineage: Eukaryota; Metazoa; Arthropoda; Insecta; Diptera; Syrphidae
Gene: ndl
Product: serine protease nudel
Exons: 19
Coding region: 1-8601 (2866 amino acids)
Biological process (GO): proteolysis
Molecular function (GO): protein binding; serine-type endopeptidase activity
Source: RefSeq, a predicted model, not a curated record
AUGCAUGUCAAUACAGCUCAUACAUUCAUUGUCGAGGAUCCAUCAUUACUUACGGACGAACCUUCACAUUCGAGAAUAAAAAAACGAGUACUUGAAGAUCUUUACCCCACAGCAACUCUAAGAAAAUGGCGUAAAAUUAAUCUUUAUAAAUAUCAAAGAAAAUUUCGGAUAAAACGUGAUAUUUCAAAUGAAAAUACAAUGAUAGAUCCUAUGGAAUUAGAUUUUCAAGAAUUGCGAACAAAAAUUCGUGAUAAACGAAAAAUUAUAGAAUUAUCAAAAUUGGAGAAAGAUUAUGCCAAAUGUAAACAAGAGUCAAUAAGUCACAGUGAGUGCAUGGAAACAUUUGUUAAAAUGUACAAAAUUGCCAGAGAUAUAAGUGAGAAAAUGGAGAAAAUGAAACAAAUAUUUCGAGAUAGCGAAGUACAUUUGCAUGCAAGUUCUGUUUCAGCAUCGAUGGAGAAAUAUAUUGAUACGAAGAAAUCUUCUAAGCAUCAGAAGAAAUAUGAAGCACACGCAGAGGAUAGUAGCUGGGAGGUGAAAAAAUAUGAAUCAACUUUGAAACCGACAUUUCAGACAGAAGAAUCUAUUGAAGAUGAUGUCUUGGACCAAACAACCGAGUCAGUCAAACGUGGAAUGAAGAAAUUGAUAAACACCAAUAAUGAGGAGUUAAUUCCGCCUGAAGAGGUUUGGGUUCAGGAAGACAAACUUCCACAUUUGGAUACAAAAUCUGACGAUGCAACUCAAGUUUUUGAGAGCAGAAGUGAUGCUACCACUGAAAGCUUUCAUACAAUUUCGGAAGACGAUACAUUAAACCAAACAACGACUAAGGAAGUUACACCCGGAAUGAAAAAAUUGAUUGAGACAGAUGGUGAUGAUUUGAUACCUUCGGCCGAUGUAUGGGUCGAUGAAUCCAACGUACCACAUUUGGAUACAAAAACUGACAACAUUCCAAUUAUUUUAAAUACAACAUCAUUUGAUGAAUCACAAAAUUUUGAGACUUCUUCAAUUCCUUCGAUGACAGAAAUACCAUUUUCCAAUGAAAAAGCAGAUGAAAUAAAUUUCAACACCCUUACCACUAUUUCUGAUUUUGAUGGGCUCGAAAUUACAACUGAUACGAUGGAUAGUUUUAAGGUUGAUCCCCUAGACGUGACAACUCAGAGCUUUGUUGACAUAAGUGAUGCUAACACUGACAGUUUUUAUACAGAAGCUGAAGAAAAAGUCUCCCGAGUAACUGAAUUUGAACAAACAACAACUGAAGCUGCAAGACGUGGUCUGAAGAAAUUAAUGAAGACCGAUGGUAAUAAUUUAAUACCAUCAAUUGAUGUAUGGGUUAAAGUAGAUGAUCUUCCUCAUCAUGAUGGAAAAUCAGCUGAUAUUAUUCCUGUAACUUUAGAAGUUUCAGUUAAUGAAACUGAUUUUGAUUUCUCGCAAAUUUCUUCAACAAUUAAUCCAAGUACUGAUAAAAUCACAACUGAAAGUUUUUCUGAAGAUUAUGUUGAACCGAUGACGAAGAUAAUUGAAGAAAUGGAUUUUGAUUUUGUUACCUCAAAACCAACAGAAAUUACAGAAACCCCUUUGAAUUUACAUGAUGAAUCUGAUAAGACUCCAAUUCCUGACUUGGAUUUCACAGCAUUAAAUGAUAAUCUAACUGUUACCACUGAAAGUUUCCAUACAGUUUCUGAAGAUGUUAUCAACGAAGAAAAGAUCUCUGAUAUUACAGAACCAAUGUUUGAUGUUUUGGACCAAACAACAGAAGCAGUUAAACGUGUCCUAAAGAAAUUAAUAAUGGCUGAAGGUGAUGAACUAAUACCACCUACUAAUGUUUUUGUUGAAGAAGAUGAACUUCCACAUGAAGAUGAAAAAUCAGUUGAUAUUCUCCCUGUGAUUUUCGAGACACCAGUUAACGAAACUGAUUUUGAAAUAACUUUAAACCCUUCAACAACUGAUGGAAUAGAAAUUUUGAUCGAUACAGAAUCAAGCAGUACGGAAUCUUUAAUUUCUUCGGAACCUGCUGAAAUCGAGGAAACAACUGAUACUUUAGACAAUUUUAAGAUAGAUCCCUUGGAUAUGAUUACGAUUAAAAAUCAAAAUACAACAACUGAAGAAUUUAGUGAAGAUUACGUUGAACCAAUGUCGAAUCAUUUUGACAUGGAUUCUGUUACUUCGAAUACAACUACUGUACAAUUCAAUGAAUCUCCUGACCAAAAUGAAGAUCCAAUUAUUCCUGAAGAAAGAUCACGCGAUAUUCUUCGUCUGGGAAUCAAAACUAUUCUAUCAAACUACACAACGGAUGUCGAAUUUACUUACAGUGGAAAGUGUAUUGGAACAAGUUCAACCACAACAAGAACUAUUUCCAACACAACCCCAAGUAAUAAUUUAACCGAAGAAGACUGCAAGACCCAUGACCCAUCGACAGAAGGCCCAUUGAUUGUGACAAUACCAUCACAAGAACGUAAGCCCACCGAAGAACUAACAACUACAACAAUCUCUUCUUCAAAAUCAUCAAAAUCAAAGGAGCAUCCUUUAGAUGAUCCAAGUAGUAAGGAGAACAUGCUUGAUGAUCAAGAUGAUAACAAUUACUCCAAAGUACCAACAACAACUGCUUCCACCUUAAUUGAAAACGUGUGGAAACAGAAAUUCAAAGAAGGAUCACAUGAUCCUGGAGAGAAUCUAGAUGAAAACACAAAUACUAGUUCUGAGCUUAUUGAAACAUUUGGAGAACUUGAUAUUCAUAAAUUUGGACCGAAAAUGAAUCCUAGCAAAAUGGCAAAUCGUGGUAAUAACAAACAACUGCUUACCCUUUGUGACUACUUGGCCAAACAAACCCGCAGCAAGGUUACUUCCAAUCCAGAACAACAGCAGCAACAACAACAAAUGGAUGAUAUAACUCCAUCGCCAAAUAUUCAAUUUACCAGUCGUGGUCCAGGUUUCCCAGUUACUGGAGAAACAAUGAAAGCAUCAGCUCAAUUUUUCAUAAAUCCCAAUUUUGGUAUGCCAUCAAUUCCAGUUUGCUUCUACAUAACCCCAGCGAGUUUUCGAAUGAUGAUGCAACCAUUUUGGUCACCCUUCUUUGGAAUGCACGGAAUGGGCGGUGGCAGUGGUAGUGGAGGAAAUUCUGGAAAUUCUGGUAGUGGUGGAGUGUUUAUCAUACCACCAUCAUUUGGUAAUAUGCAAAAUAGUGGAAACUUCUUUGGCCAGACGAGUCCUUCGGGAAGUGGAUCUCAAGGCAACAUCCCUAAUAUAUUCUCAAAAAGUGCUUCCAACCAACAACAACAAAAACAACAACAAUUCUUUUGCACCUACAUGCAAAAUGGUGGCAAACAAUCCGGAUCAGUUGGCAACAGAGGCUUCAAUAAUAUCAACUUUAAGCUUCGUAACUCCUCUGGCAAUGUUUCAUCACCAUCUGAUAUCAUCUAUUCGUCAUAUUGGAAUAAGCUUCCUGGCUACCACGGAUCGAAUUUGGGCGAAGAAGAUCGUUUUCAAUGCCCUAUUGAGGGAGAUGUUCCUUGUUAUGGUGGUAACGAAUGUGUCCCGGAGAAAAAAUGGUGUGACAGUACUGUCGAUUGUUCCGACGGAAGUGAUGAAGCAGCUUGUACGUGUCGAAAGAGAAUUCUAGAGAGUAGAAUUUGUGAUGGAUAUCAGGACUGUCCCUUAGGGGAAGAUGAGAUUGGGUGUUUUGGCUGUGAGAAUUUCAUGUACUCCUGCUAUGACAACGAAGAAGAAUUCCAAAGAGCAAACCGCUCCACCCUUGCUAUGUGCUACAGUGCCGCAGAGCGAUGCGAUGGUGUUCGAAACUGCAUCAACGGCAGAGAUGAAAUGGGAUGUAAUUUGAUUGUGGGUGAUCUAACUCACCAUAUGUCGCAUGCGGUAUCCGGGUCAACUGGUUAUCUGUACCGAAACUACCAUGGAGAAUGGUACCCGGUUUGCAACAAUGGCCAAAGAUGGGCACGAGAAGCCUGCUCUGAAGAACUUGGAGUCCUGGCCGAAGAGCCCCUUGUCACUUUCCAGGAAGUUGAGUUGCCAGGUCCGUUCAUUGAAUCCCACCACAGUGGUGGUGCUCACUUCUCACAGUCCUGCCAGAAGCGAGAGAGAGACAUGCUCAGUGACAUCACGUCACAUGUCAGAUGUCCACAAGCCAAAUGCGGCAUCAUUCAAGAACUGACAUCUCCAUUGAUGCGCUCGAGACGUAGACGACGUCGAAGAAGUGAACCCAACUUGGCCGAAGCUGGCCGAAUUGUGGGAGGAGACUUCAGUAAGCCACUUCAAUGGCCAUUUGUUGUGGCAGUUUACCGAAAUGGAGACUUCCAUUGUGGAGGAACGAUUUUUGACGAACAAUGGAUUAUCACAGCCGCCCACUGCACCAUCCAUUACCAUAAAUAUUUCUACGAAGUGCGUGCAGGAAUGCUCCGUCGGUCGAGUUUCUCAUCGUCGACACAGAUCCAUCAUGUCACACAUGUGGUGGUCCAUCAAAUGUACGAACGUCGAACUAUGAAAAACGACUUAGCUCUGAUGCGGAUAGAUACCCCCUUGCGGUUUAACAGGUGGGUGAAGCCAAUUUGCCUACCAGACAUUGGAAGGACGACAAUGGGCACUGAUUGGAUUUGGGGACCAGAAGUCAACACCAUUUGCACCGUAGUUGGAUGGGGAGCUGUUCGAGAAAAAGGCCCAGGAAGUGACCGGCUGAAAGAAGUCCAACUACCCAUUCGCAGACGAUGCACUGAGAAAGAUGACCAGGAGGCCGAGGAUAUAUGUGCGGGUGAGGCUGCUGGUGGGAGGGAUGCUUGCCAAGGUGACUCAGGUGGGCCGCUUUUCUGCCGCAGUGUGUCCAACAACAAUGAAUGGUAUCUGGCCGGAGUGGUGAGCCAUGGCAAUGGAUGUGCUCGAGUUAAGGAGUUCGGAGUGUACACUAGGGUGGCAUUGUAUCUAGAUUGGAUUGCGAUGGCCAUGAAGUCCGAGUUCCUUCCAAAGGUGCAACCGAAACAAUUGUGUCCUGGUUAUGUUUGUAUUUGGGGUGGCAAACGAUGCAUACCCCAGUCGAAGAGAUGUGAUCGUCUGGUUGAUUGUUUAGGUGGUGAGGAUGAAGUCGGGUGCAUUUACAAUUACAUUCCGGAUGUUGGUGCUUCUGCUGCUGGUGCUGGUGCUGGCGAUGGUACUGGACGAAAUGCAUCAACGACUCCAGUGAUGGAUGAGGCAGAUCAAGAUGGAGCCGCAACAACAGAGACUGAUGGUGUAGUUGAUGGGAAACAUUUCAAUGGUGCAACUGACACAGAACCAUCAUCGUUCGAAAUUCCAAAUGGUAAUAUAGCCAUUGCAUCAACUGAUGAUGCAACAACACACUCACAAUCAGAAUCAGACUCAGACUCACCCUCAACUUUAUUAGCCGAGACGAUAAGCGAAAAAGUCGAAACCAUUGUAGACUUCACCCCGACAAUGCCUACCAUGACAUCGCCCCCAACUGCAACUCCCCCAGAGCCAAUUACUGAACUCAAUCCCUCUUCAUCAUCGUUCUCGCCGUUGCCAUUGCCGUUGCAUUCGCCAUCACCAUCGCCACCAACAUCACUGGCCGACCAAUCUAAGUUGAAAGAUUUGGCAGUUAAAUUUUUAGAUACAAUCGAAUUGCAAAUUGCAUCAACAUCAGCAACUACUUCGCCAACUGAGGGCUGGGAUGCCGAUACUACAAAUACAACCCCUCUGACAACAGCCACUGGUAUUGGAAGUAGCAGUAUUCGUAGUGUCACUUCAAUAACUGGAUUUGGAGAUUUUAAGGCAGAUCUGAUGGGAGAAUCAAGUUCGGAAAACCCAACAGCGGUGCAGAAGCGGGAAAACGCAACGGAAAAUGAAACACCAACCAUGAUGAAACAACUAAAAACAAUGCCAAAGAAAAUUGCCCAGAAAUUCGUGUGCGAGAAGAUUCCUCAGAUCAUUGACAUUAGCAAUAGAUGUGACAGAAUAGCAGACUGUGAGGAUGGGACCGAUGAAGACGGAUGCACGUGUCGGCAGUAUUUGAAGGGACCUCUUAACAUCCUAAUUUGUGACGGAAAAAUAGACUGUGAUGAUUUUACUGACGAAGAUGAUUGUGGGAACUGUACGGCAAACCAAUUUUUGUGUCCAAUGUCAAAAACCUGCAUAGACUCUACAAGUCGGUGUGAUGAGAUUGUCGAUUGUCAAUUUAAGGAAGACGAAAAAGAUUGCUUUGCCCUAACAAAUGGCCGUGAAAUUCAUCUUGAUUCUCACAAAAUACCAAAACUUCAAAGCUCAGGGAUUUUCUCAAGAAAUCUAAAAGGCCAAUGGCGUGUCGUGUGUUCACACGAAACCCAAUACCAUCAACACGUUGCUAAGACAGCCGAUGAAGUUUGUUCUCUGCUCGGUUUUAAGGGAUCCCUAUUCCAUAACACCACUGAAAUCACACCACACACAAUAGUUCCUAUCGAUCCAGAUCUUGCCCUAAUGGGCAUGCCUCUUCCCACGGACCGCCAUGCAGUUGGCGACAGUGGACAUUUCACCAAACAUUUCAGUUACAAUUUGAAUAUUCCCCAUCAACCAUCUUCACCACGAACUGAACGACUUGGAAAAUCCACCAUGUCAAACUGUCAAGGUUUAUACAUUGAAUGUGUCACAAAAUCCAACGAAACUUCUCCAAUGAAAACAUUAAUUGCCGGAAAUGAAAUAAAUACGAAAACCUUGAAUAUUCCAGAAAGUUUCAAACCGAAUAAAAAAACCAUAACAUCAAUUUCGGAAUUAUUUUCGGAUAAAAAAGAUGAAAUUCUGGAUAAAUUGAAUAAACUUAUCGAGACAAAGAAAACGGUUUUGGUACAUGAUAAAUUGCACGAAGGUGUGGAGAAAAUACAUUGGCCGUGGUUGGUUGGUGUCUAUGUUAAUGGUGAAUUAUGGUGUAUUGGUGUUUUGGUGGAUAAACAUUGGGUUCUUGUACAUGAAUCGUGCUACAUUGGUGUAAGUCUCGAUACAGACUUCGUGACGGUUCUACUUGGUGGUGGUAAAAGUAAACAAACCCUCCACAAAAGCCCCCACGAGCAGAUUAAACGUGUCGACUGUUUUGAUACUGUCGACAACAGCGACGUAAUGCUAUUGCACUUGGAUAAUGCAGCUCAUUUUACCCGCCAUGUGCUGCCGACUUUCCUGCCGGAUAUGAUAUUGACGGAAAAGGAUAAGGGAAAAACUUCGAACAAGUGUAUGUCAGUGGUUCAUGAUAAAUUCGGUGGGAUUAAGGUAACACCGACAAUGGAAAAGCUUGAGGCGACAAUGUGUAGCAAAAAUAAUGAACUAUUGUGCUAUCAGUGGGAUUGGGAUCCAAAAGCUAUUUUGGACUUUAAAUUGAAGCACUUUGGAAAUGACCAGGACAACGAGAGGGAAGAAAAAGUAUCAUUAUCUUCAUCGACGAGAACGACGAAAACGACGCCAUUGCCACUGGAUCGAGAUGAAGAAGCAAAAAGUUUAUUGGACUUCUGCAAGGACAUCGAGGACAAUAUAAAUUCUUACAAUCAAGGAGUUAUAGUUUGUCGAGAGGAGAAUACAGGGUGGUAUCCGAUGGCUUACUACACAUUUAACGCUACCGAAUGCAGCAAUAAUUUGAACCAACCAUUUGCCGUAAGGACAUUGGAUAAAGUCUAUGGUUUCAUACAGGAAAUCAUUGAUCAGCCAAAAUGUAUGAACAGCGAUCCUAAACCCAGGCCACAUUGUCCAGGACUACGAUGUCCUUUGGGCAAUUGCUUGCUACCCGACCAAAUGUGCAAUGGUAAGGUCGACUGUCAUGAUGGAAGCGAUGAGGAAAAAGAAAACUGUCGACUCCACAGAAAUGAAUGUAAGGCUUCAGAGCUGAAAUGUCGCUCGAACGGAAAAUGCAUACCGAAGACAAAAUUCUGUGACAAUAUUUCGGAUUGUGAAGACUUGACCGAUGAGCCAUCUAUUUGUUCCUGCUUUACAUAUUUACAGGCUACAGAUCCAAGUAAAAUAUGCGAUGGCAUACGGAACUGCUGGGACAAAAGCGACGAGAGCUCUGUGCUAUGCAAUUGUACAUCGGAUCGAUUCCCAUGCGGAAGUUCCCGCAGUGAAUGCAUCCCCAGGGAUUUUGUAUGUGACAAAGAACCCGAUUGUCCAAAUGGCGAGGACGAACGAUACUGCUAUGGCAUUGAACAACCAAUUAAGACCUACAGCUCUAAGGCUCAACCAUCAGCCUAUCCAUCAUCAUCCUCAUUCACAUCAGGCUAUGGACAGGUGACUGAACAAUCCUAUGGAAUUUGGCACACAAAAUGCUUUCCACGCCAACGACCCCCCGAUAGCGAUGAAGUUUCGGAAAUAUGCCGAAAACUCGGCUACCACAGCCGGCGUCCACCUAGUUAUCGACUUAUCGACGAUAACGCUGACAUUGUGGCUGCAACCCAUGUUGAAAAUGGUGGAUUCACGAAAUCACCUGGAAAGUAUCGAGACGCAACUAAAGCGGUGGUAAUUAAUAAAUUCUCUCCCCUUCAUCUCAACGAAGACUUGACCCUCAUUAUGAAACCAAGUCGUCCAAUUGCCCAGUUAGUCAAGUGGAAUCAAACCGAUUCGAAGAAUUGCUAUCGCUUGGAAGUCAAGUGCAAUUGAGUGCGUGUUAAUGGGUACUUGUAUAAUCGGAAGGAGGUUUCAACCAAAAGUGGAAGUCGAGUGAACUAUGUACAUAUAUAAGGCUGAAUAUUAACACAAUUUACCACAUCAUCAAGCAGUGUUAAAUUGUGUCAGGGAAAGAAGGGGGAGGGGCGGCGUAUGAAAUAAGCUACGUGUAUAAAGAACUUAGGAAUAUUUUUGUACUUUUCUAAUAAAACACAAAAGUUGUUCUUCUUCUGGGCAAAACAUCCUCCUGCUGUGUGUG